Xyrichtys novacula (pearly razorfish) is the source of this 2202-nucleotide messenger RNA. NCBI's taxonomy places the organism in Eukaryota, Metazoa, Chordata, Actinopteri, Labriformes, Labridae. The record is from the annotation of a GenBank genome assembly.
CGACAGUUGAGCUGUCACUGCUGAACACAAUCACAACGUUGGAGCUGUGGAAGGAGCGGGAAAGUAAGUGUAAAUGUUUAACUUAUCCACGCUUAAAGUGUUUAUUUUAUCGAAAUGUUAAGAUUGUAGAUAUACUCCAGAUUUAAUUUCUAAAUGAAUCUUAAAGUGGAUUACACAUGUAAAGGACGAUUAGAAGUACAAACUGUGAUCAAGUACUUAUUUAACUUUUGCACAGCUUUCUCUCUGACUUUUUACUUACGGUUUAUUGUCAUAACAUUUGUCUCAUUAUUAGGUCCCCUUCUUUGGAUAAACUGCUCUUCCUCUUCAGAGAACAUCGAUCUUUCAGUCCGGUUCAGCCGAUGAUGAAUCCUGUAAUAAGACGGAGACUUCCUCCGUCUGUGAGGAGUCUCCUGACUGACAUCGGUCCUAAAGAGGAGUGGACAGACACUGAGACCGACGACACGGUGAACAGAGACGGGAUCCUGCUCCCGUCCAGAGGAGAUGCUUCAGGACAGGAGUUCCUCACCCCAGCACAGACACAACAGGAAAAAGCAGCAGAGGAUGAGAGCAGAGUAAACAGAGCAGCCUGUAUGUUGUGUAAAUGUAAGCCCUCUUGUUACACCUGCCCUCGAUGUAACCUGCAUUACUGCAGUUUGGCUUGUUACCGAAGCCCAGAGCACACCACAUGCUCUGAGGAGUUUUACAAGGAGUCUGUUUUACAGGAGCUGAAGGAUAUGGGCAAAACAGAGAGUGAGGGGAGAAAGAAAAUGCAGGAGGUUCUUUUAGGACUCAGACAAAAGGCGGAGAGUACACAUGGAGGGAUGGAAACUCUGUUAAAAGAAGCUGGCGUCCUCUCAGCGGACUCAGAUGAAAGGGAAAGAGAGGAAACAGAGAAGGUGCAGGUGUUAGAACUCCUGUCCCGCUUAGCGGAGCUCCAACAGUCUGAGGAUGAAAAUGAAACAGAGAUUGAGGCGAUUUUAAUGAAACUUGAGCAAAUUGGAGGAGAGGAUCUGUCAUCUGUGGAUGUAGACCAGGAUCCUGAAGGUACAGAGGGGGUGGACUUGGCUGAUAGGCUUGCGGGACUUGAUAUUGAUAAACUAUCUGAGGAGGCGCUUUGGGAACUUCUCAGCACUAAAGAAAAAGAGACAUUUCUUGGACUAAUGAAGGAUGGAGCCCUCGGAAAACUUGUUCCCCUGUGGAAACCUUGGUGGGAAGAGCAUGAGGAGGGUGGGAGAUCCCUGGUGGAGGUGCUUGGAGAAGAAGUCGGCAAAGAGGGUAAAGAGCACGCACCAGCUGUGGAUCAAAAAUCCCAAGAAGAGGUUCAGAAUCAGGGUAAAACUGCGACAAAAUUGAGAGGAGAAAAGAAAAAGAAAACAAGCAAAAGUAAGGCAAGUUCAACAGCUGCCAGCAUCCCUCUGAUAUCUGCCAAAAUACCAAAGCUGAGCUCCUUGUGUGCAAACCCGUCACCCCUGGUUUGCUACGGUUUGAUCAAUUCCCUCUUUUGCUACACCUUCACCCUGUGCCUGUUCAACAAUGACACUGAAUCACUGAUGUUUGAGUUCUGUGACAUGAUUCUCGCUCUUUCUGAGGCACUAAACUCAAUCAGGGUGUUCAACUCCAUCCAAGAAGCAUUGGACUGUGGAGAAACUCUCAUUUUGAGUGGUGGUUACCUGGACAAGGAGGAUCCUCUCGCCCCAGCCAGGGCAGUGGAAGCUGUGGCCCACAUAAUGACGGGCAAAAACAGGAAAGAUGCUUCAGGAUAUUGCCUGGCAGCCUUGAGUCAGCUUCGCUCAGUACUCUCACGGGCCAGAACUGCCCUAUCUAAAGAGGGAGACAAUGGGGCAAAGAGGCAGAAGUACUUCCUAGCAGCAAAGAAAUGUGAGUUCUUUCAAGCCUGGGUGUUGGAUAAUGAGCACAGGAUUCGUACACUAGCUAUCGAGUUGUGGAAUGAACACAGUAGAAGAGAGAGUGUGAGGAGCAGCAUGGAGAAAGCAAAGGCUGCAGUUGAAGAGAACUUAAAGGAAGAGAAGAGCAAAGGAGAUAGAGGCUUAAUUGAGGAAUUGAGCUGAUUCAUUUUUUUGUAUCAACUGUUUCAAAAGUUCAUGAUGUAAUAAAUCUUUGUAUUAUUACCUGAAUUCUCUUCUUUGACUGUCAAAUUUAACAAAUAAAAGGUGAUCAUUGUCCUCUUCUUACUUUACUACA